UUAAACGGGUAGAAAUCGGGCGACUCUCGGUCCUCGUCAUUACACCACGUCAGUCCCUGUGCCGUGUACUUGCAUGCCUGCAGGAGGCACGAAUGCAGGGCGGGAAAUGCCACGAGCGCGCAACGUGAGCUGCACGUGCGAGAUUCCCGAGCUCUCGGAGUUGUCUUCUCGCGCCAAACCAAUCGAUGUUUUGGCAGACAUUUCAGUUUCUGCGGAGGAGAGGCGGGUGUAUAGUAGUUCACUGUUCGUUGAUAUAAUACCUAGGUAGGUACGGGAAUACCAAUAUGUCCGGCUUAGCUACUAUGUGAUAAUAUGCUGCCUGCAGACAACCAGCCAGCGUGGCG
Messenger RNA from Neohortaea acidophila, 344 nucleotides. RefSeq lists its product as uncharacterized. The transcript has a single exon. NCBI's taxonomy places the organism in Eukaryota, Fungi, Ascomycota, Dothideomycetes, Mycosphaerellales, Teratosphaeriaceae. The record is from RefSeq and is a predicted model, not a curated record. Bases 74 to 268 code for a protein of 64 amino acids.